Bombina bombina (fire-bellied toad) is the source of this 1328-nucleotide messenger RNA. RefSeq names its product androgen dependent TFPI regulating protein (gene ADTRP). The transcript is spliced from 6 exons. Gene Ontology annotation, cellular component: membrane; endomembrane system. NCBI's taxonomy places the organism in Eukaryota, Metazoa, Chordata, Amphibia, Anura, Bombinatoridae. Bases 111 to 800 code for a protein of 229 amino acids. The record is from RefSeq and is a predicted model, not a curated record.
AAGAACUUUAAUUCCUAAGAACAAAGCCAUUUUUAAGAAGCAAAUUGUAAACUGAAAAGCCAACAAAAAAGUAUAAUUCAGUAGCCUUAUUUUUUGCAGACAGCUGGAUCAUGGCAACCUUAGUUCUGAAGAUGUAUCAUUGCUUUAUUUUUAUAUGGUAUUUUUCUAUCACAUACUCUCUCUUUACAAUUAAUGUAACAGAACAGCCAGUUGGAGUCUUCUUGUAUGGGGGACAGUGGAAAUACUUGACGGUACUCAACUUGGUUUUGCAGACUCUUUUCUAUGCUGUUUGUUUUCUGACGGAUCUACUGAUGCCGCUAAGUGGAUUCAAACUUCUAAAGAUCAUUAUCUCCUGCAGAGAUCUUAUCUUUUCUGUACUGGCUUUUCCAGCAGCUACAUUUGUGUUUUUAUCCUUCUGGGCAUUGUACACUUAUGACAGAGAGCUGGUUUAUCCCGAGGGCAUCGAUAAGGUCAUCCCACAAUGGAUUAAUCAUGCUAUGCACACAGCUGUGUUUCCUCUGGCUGUUGUAGAAAUGGUUGCAUCUCCUCAUCGUUAUCCACCAAAGAAAAGUGGACUCACCCUCUUGGGUUUGUGUUCUUUAUCUUAUUUAAGUUGGAUAAUUUGGAUUUACUUUGCUGAUGGCAACUGGGUCUACCCUUUUCUUGGCUUACUUAGCCCAUUUGGAUUUAUAAUGUUUCUUCUUCUUAGUAAUAUGUUGGCUGUAUCUGUCUAUAUUGUUGGGGAGACACUCAAUCAUCUUAUCUGGGGACCAGGAACGUGCAUGAAGAAGAAAAAUUAACAAUUUGUUCUGAAAACAAGCUGCAAUGGAGAAAACAACCAACAUAACUAUUUUCUACAAUGUUAAGUUUAUGAGCAAUCAGUCUAACAGCAAGUCAACUCUUCAUUUAAAGGGACAUCAAACCCCGAAUUGUUAUUUAACUGUUCACACAAAACAUAUUAUUUUAAACAAUUUUCCAAUUUACUUCUCUUAUUUAUUGCUUUGUUUUCUUGGUAUCCUUAGUUGAAAAGCAUACCUAGGUAGGGUCAGGCACAGGAAUGCACUACUGGGAGUUCAUUGCUGAUUGGUAGCUGCACACAAAAUGCCUCUUUUCAUAAGUUCAUCAAUUCUGAUCAGGUAGCUCCCAGUAUAGCAUUGCUGCUCAUUCAACAAAGGAUGCCAAGAGAAUGAAGCACAUUUUAUAAUAGAAGUUAAAUUGGAAAGUUGUUGAAAAUCAAAUGCUCUAUCUGAAUCAUAAAAGAACAAAAUUUGUUUUCUUGUCCCUUUAAACAACUAAGAUACAUUUAUAAUAAAAUUCUUUGAAAAUAA